CGAGCAAUGGCUGCGAGCCUGAGACUCUGGAGGCUGAAGCCCUCCCGGAUCCUCCGCUGCCCCCUUGCCUCUGGGUUCCGCCGCGGCGCCACAGCUGGAUCGGGGCAGCAGCCACAGCUGGAGAAACUCACCAGCACUCGGCAGCUGGAUGGCAUCAGACACAUUAUCUUGAAUAACCCUAAGAAAAGAAAUGCUCUGUCACUCUCUAUGCUGAUAUGUCUCCGCGAUGAUAUUCUGCAUGAUAUCGAAAGCAAGGCUCUCAGAGUCAUCAUCAUUUCAGCGGAAGGACCUGUAUUUUCCGCUGGCCAUGAUUUAAAGGAAUUGUCUAGUGAACGGGACACGAAGCACCAUAUUGAAGUAUUUGAGACCUGCGCUGAGGUCAUGACUCUGCUCCAAAAACUCCCCGUCCCAGUGAUUGCCAAGGUAAAUGGCUUGGCUACGGCAGCAGGCUGCCAGCUGGUGGCGAGCUGUGACAUUGCAGUAGCGAGUGAGAAAUCCAGGUUUGCUACACCCGGAGUCAAGGUCGGGCUGUUCUGCUCCACACCAGCUGUGGCCGUAGGGAGAGCCCUUUCUAGAAAGGUUGCAUUAGAGAUGCUGUUCACAGGAGAGCCUAUUUCUGCCCACGAUGCAUUGCUGCAUGGACUUAUCAGCAGGGUGGUACCAGAAGACAAGCUGGAAGAGGAGACCAUGAAAAUUGCACGCAAGAUAUGUGAAACUAGCUGGUCUGUUGUGGCACUGGGGAAAGCCACCUUUUACAAACAGAUGGCACUGGACCUUGAUGCUGCCUACAGAAUGACCUCCCAGGUCAUGGUGGACAAUCUGACCCUGAAGGAUGGACAGGAAGGAAUAGAGGCCUUUAUUCAGAAACGCAAGCCUACCUGGUCACAUAGUGUGAACACAGCUUGCAAAUGAGUACGCUCAGGCUUAGCUAACUCACACCAGUGUCUUCUAUGUGAAAGUCCCAGGGACUGUAUUUUUGGUGUUGCUGAAAACUAUAUUUCACUUCUGUAUUGUGUAGCCCUGGUGAGGAUGAUGGCCACUGGCACUGGUGAUGAGGAAGGUAUGUUCAGCUUGGACUAUGGGCAAGUCCUCAGAUGGUAUAAAUUGGCAUAGCGCUGGUAAAAGUCACUGGAACUAUGUUGGUUUACACCAGCUGAGGAUCUGGUCUUCUGUCAUUAAGAGGCAACAAUAUUGCACAGCUAUUGGAUGGUAUGUCCAUGGUUCAGCAGGGAGAGUGCCUCUAAGCAAAGAUACUUUGUUCCUAACAGUGAAGUUCUAUGCUACUUUGUUUGCUUCCCCAGGUUUUGCAUAGUCAAUUAAUGCAGUUGCUAAAUCUCAUGGAUUUCUUUCUUCCGAAUGUUGGGAUGGAGAAUGCUAUCUCCACUCUCCUUCUUUUUUCCAUCUGUAAAUAUUUGGCAAUGUUUGCCCCAUUUAUCACAUACAUCGAUUUGCUAAAUUUACUAUAUUUAGCUCUCCUAUUCCCCUUAUAGUUCAUUUAUAUCAGGAGCAUGAUUUUCCACUCAUAAUGCAUUUUCCAAUAGCUAUAUGUGGUCAUUUCUUUUAGGUCUUUCUUUUCUCUUCGUUCUUUUGUACUCAGCUCAAUCCUGUUGACAUGAGGCAUUUUUUGGGUUCUCCCUCCCACCCCCAUGUUGUCCACUGAAUUCCCAGCAUUCUGCAUAUAUUUGUUUAGGGUUUUCAUCUUCUCUGUUUCCUAUAACUUUUGCCCAAACGCUUAAGUUCAAUAACUUCAAUCUUAACGCUACAGGCACUUCACCAGCAGCUAACUGCAUUAUACACAAUAGUGUUGUGAUGAAGACACCACAUACAAUGCAUAAUGUAUGAGCUUGGAUUGCGUCUAGCUUCCUUAAGAUUGUUUGCGAUGCUGAACUAAAUGCUUGGCAUUGGUACUCAGUAUUUGGUCUUAUUAAUGCUCUAUAAUGCACUACCAUUGCUUUCUUUUGUGCUCAUCGGGUGGGUCCAGAAAUACUUUAAAAUAAGUUGAGUUUACCUUUACAUUUAUCUACACUAUUUUCAAUGUGAUCCUUCCAUGUUAGCUUCCUAUCAAAUGUGACCCCCAGGAAUUUAUAGCUUUUAACUAUACCUAUUAGCUGUUCAUACAGAGACAAUUAAUCUUUUUAAUUUUCUUUUUAGUGACUAUCAUUCCUUUCAUUUUGAGAAUUGAAAAUUCAAAGCCCCACAUUUCCCCAUUCGGCAGUUUUCCUAAGCACUUCAUUCAUUUGUUUCUCACCUAUUUCUUGGUUUCAGUUUUUAGCCCAUAUGGCGUGAUCAUCCGAAAACCAGGAUGUGCCUAUUCCUGCACUCGUCCUUUUGGGGAGAUUGUUUAUCAUUACAUUGAGUAAGAUACAGCUGAGAACACUCCCCUGCGGACUGCCAUUUAUGAUUGUGUAUAUAUGCUAAAGUAGGCUUUUCCUACUCUGACCUGCAUAGUUCUUUUACUUAAGAAAUCUUUUAUCCACCUAUAUAUUCUUCCUUUUAUGCUAAUGGAUGAUAUUGUACGCAAUAAGCCCUGUCUCCAUAACAUGGCAUAUGCUUUUUCAAUAUUUAGGAAAGCUACUAUCAUUUACUCUUUUUCUCAGACUUUUUUGUGCCUCCAUCUCUACUCUUAGUAUGUGAUCAACUGUACUCCUUCCCCUCCUGAACCCAGUUUUCGCAUUGUCUAUAAGUCCUUUUUUUUCUAGAUAUGUUGUUAAUUGUUCAUUCGUUUUUGCCAUGGCUUUACCCAUACAUGAUGUAAGGGCAAUUGGCCUGUACAUAUCAGGUCUUUUUCGCAGCUUUCCUGGUUUCCAUGCUGGGACUGCAACCACAUGUUUCAUCUCUAUUGGUAGCUCACCUGUUCCCCACACACUGUUGUAUAGUUUUAGUGGUAUUUUCAGACUUCCUUCAUCCAGGUGUAUGAGCAUUUCGUUCCAUACACCAUCCUUGCCUGGUGCAGAGUUAUUGCUUUUACCGAUAGCUUUUUGAAGUUCCCUCAUACAGAAGUUUUUGUUUAAUAUUGUAUUCUCAUCUCCCUCCCACCUCUUCCUGUUCUCGUGAUUCUCUUUAACAAUUUUUCCCCAUCACACAGAUUUCUAUAUCUGAUCUUCAUCAUUGCUAACAUUGUGGAAUAUUUCUGCUAGGGCUUCUGCUUUUUCUUUGUUCAAGCUUUUUGUCCCUUGGCCUUCUACGAUGAGGCCUGCUACAGAAUUGCCCUUACUCCAUAUUCUAUUCAUUUUCCGAAUCUGCCUGAUGUUUUAGUAUCUUUAUUUAUUUUCCCACCAUACUUUCUCCAGCUUUCUUCCCCCGCUUCAUAAUUACCUUUCUUUUAUAUUUCAUUAAAUCCUUAGUAUUCAUUAACAACAAGGAGUCUGGUGGCACCUUAA
Messenger RNA from Terrapene triunguis (Three-toed box turtle), 3380 nucleotides. RefSeq names its product enoyl-CoA hydratase domain containing 3 (gene ECHDC3). The transcript has 5 exons. The coding region runs from base 7 to 912 and encodes 301 amino acids. The record is from RefSeq and is a predicted model, not a curated record. Gene Ontology annotation, molecular function: hydro-lyase activity. Lineage: Eukaryota; Metazoa; Chordata; Testudines; Emydidae. Gene Ontology annotation, cellular component: mitochondrion.